Hibiscus syriacus is the source of this 3770-nucleotide messenger RNA. RefSeq names its product zinc finger CCCH domain-containing protein 13-like. NCBI's taxonomy places the organism in Eukaryota, Viridiplantae, Streptophyta, Magnoliopsida, Malvales, Malvaceae. The record is from RefSeq and is a predicted model, not a curated record. The coding region runs from base 345 to 3770 and encodes 1141 amino acids. The transcript has 6 exons.
UCACUUGUUCAAAAUCACAUAAUCUUUUAUCAUUUCUCCCAAAAACGCCCCAAAAUUCUUGAACCCUAUCCUCCCUCGUUAUUUCCCCAUUCUCGAUCUAGUUAUCUUAAUUCAUAACCGCCUCCACUCGCCUCCGUUCUUCGCCACCUUCACUCCUGUUCCGUGCAAUUAGGGUUUCAACCGUCCUUUCUGUCGUAUUUUUUUUCGAGAAUCGACGCCGGUUACAUUGAAAGAUUCAAUUUGAGGGCUUUUGUAUUGAAUGUUGAUCUGAGGUUGGUGUUUUGUUUUUUAUUUUGACCGGUUAGGAUUUUUUGCGUUUGAGUUCUCGUAGUGGGGCUCCGGUGAUGCCGCGAAGUUCAAGGCACAAAUCCAGCAAGCAUAGUUCUAGGGAUUCUAAGGACUACUCGGAUUCGGAGAGAGAAUCGGGCUUAAAGGAGGAGAAAAAUACUAAGGAGAAGAGCAAGCCUGGAUCCGGUGAGAAGAGAAAGCUCGACUCCAAGGAUACCAGCAAAGACGUUUGGAUUUCGGGGAAUGGAGAUUAUUUGGAGGAGUACAGUUCCUCAAAGCGCCGCAGAGAGAAGGUGGAUGAUGGAGCAAGUGACCGGUGGAAUGGCAAUGAAGACGAUGGUAAAGGCGAGAAGAAGUCCAGGACUUCAAGUGAAUCGAAGAGUAAAAGACGAGAGGAUGCAGAAGGAGAUGAUACAAAGAGGAGUAGAAGUGAGGGGAGGUAUCGAGAAUCCAGUAGAAGGGAGGAAAGGGAGAGAGAAAAGAAAGGUAAAGAAGGAAAGUGUUAUAGGCCAAUUGAGAGCGAGGAACACCGCCCUGUGAGACAAUCCGCUGAAAGAAAUGAUCAAUUGAAAAGUCCUGAAUCAGAGAGCCAGCUUGAUAGACGAUUUAGGAAAAGGACAAAUGCUUCGGGUGAUGGGGAUAAGUGUCUGGAAGAUAAUGGAGACUUGGACGGACAGUUUUCUGUAAGCAAUGGUACUGGCAAAGAUGGCAGAGUGAAAGAUGAGAAGCAUAAGGAUGAAACAUACAAGGAUAAGUAUCAAGAAGACAUGGACUGUGAAGACAAAUGGCAAGGUGAUAAGUUGAGAGAUGAUCCAUCAGCAAGUGAACAUGGUAAUUGUAAGUCUAGUGAGAAGCAUUUAAGGGAUGGAAAAGAUGAUGUGAAAGCUCGGCAGAAGUCCAAGACUCAAGAUUGUGACUUUGAGUGUGAUCGUGUCCAUGAUAAAGAGCGUGAUCGUGAACGUUAUAGAGAGCGAGACAUGGGACGCGAGCAUGAACGUUAUCGUGACCAUUAUCGAGAACGUGACCGUUACCGUGAUCAUGACUAUGAUCGUGAUUAUGAUUCUCAAUGGGACCGAGACCGAGAACGUGAUCGACGUAACAGUGAUCGUGACAAGGAUAGAGAUUGUGACCGUGUUGAACAUGAUGAACGGAGGAGUGCUAGAUACAAAGAUAGUAAGGGAAGGAAGCGAUCUCCUGAUGAUGGUACUGAUACAAAAUGUAGAGGUGCCAAAGUACAUUAUUCUGACAUGGAAAAUAAAUCGAUUUCUGGUCGACUUGAGGGAGAUGCUGAUAGGGGAAGGUCUCAGUCACGUCCAGCCAAUUUAGAUGCAGUUAUGGGUAGCAGCAGAAGGAGGGCUUCUCCCAGCUCAAGUUCCCACGGUGGGACUGAUGGGUAUAGGCAUUUGAAACAAGACGAUUUGAAUUAUAGAGAUCCAAUGACGGAGCAAGCAGCUUCAUCAAGAGAGGUUACUAAUUUUUCUAAAACAUCCGAGAGAGGUGCUAGGUACAGAUCCACAGAGAAAUCAAGUAGGGUGGAUGAGGGCCACUAUGGGGAGUUUGAGAGGUCCUCAAGUUUAAAAGUAUCCCCAGUGAGUAGAAGUGGUGUUAGGCGGGGUAUUGAUAUAGAUGAGACUGGAUGGAGCAGUGCUUCUGUUGGUGGCAGAGAAGAGGACAAUAGACUUUGUCGAGACUUACACCCCGAGAAGCUUCUUUUGGAUGGAUCCUCUCAAGCAGAUUCUGUGUUUUAUAAUAGAGCUGGUCAAGGCAGCUUAUCUUUGAAUCCUCAGCCAUCUGGUCUAAGAACUAGAGUUGGCAGCCCUUCUUUCACAGGUUCUCCAGAAGAAGAUAAUAGAUUCAAUAAUAGUGGCCGUUACAAGAGGAGUGGUGAUCUGAAUGUUAGAAGAGGGCAUGCAAAUGCUUGGAGGGGUGCCCCAAACUGGCCACCACCUGUUCCAAAUGGUUUCAUCCCAUUCCAGCCUGGGCCACCCCAUGGUGGUUUUCAAGCUAUGACGCCACAAUUUCCUUCUCCAUCUCUGUUUGGUGUUAGACCCUCAAUGGAAGUUGAUCACUCUGGGAUUGCGUAUCACAUACCUGAUGCUGAAAGGUUUAACAAUCAUAUGCGUCCUAUGCGCUGGCAGAAUACGAUGGAUGGCUCUGUUCCUGCUCAUUUUCAUGGUCACAAUGUUAUUUUUAGGGAUGAAGCGCAUAUGUUCAGGAGUUCUGAGUGGGACCAGAACAGGCAUCCAGUAAAUGGUCGAGGAUGGGACACCAGUUCAGGUGUGUGGAAAGGACAAAAUGCUCAUGUUGACAUCCCCUCAACAUCUCAGAAAGAGGACCAUCCACUGCAGGCUCCUCUUGAUGAUGUUUAUGACGGACAGGAUUGUCAGAGGUCUCGAUAUAAGACUGACAGUGAUGGUGUUCAGGUGAAAGGUCUUGAAACAAGAUCUGAUGUCAUGUCACCAGUUAAAGAAUCUUCUAGGAUUUCACCUGAGAUUCCACACAAUGCACCUGAUUCUUCCAAAACAUCAAGCGAAGAUCAUGAUGCCCGUUUUUGUCAGGUUUAUCUUUCUAAGCUUGACAUUUCAGCAAAACUAGCUGGUUCUGAGUUAUAUGACCAGUGUAUGGGUUUACUGAAUGCGGAGAAAAGUAAAGAUUUGGCUAAAGAUGUAAAAAUGCUUGUGAAGUUGAAGCGCACGAUCAGUGCAAAUGCCUCCAUUCCUGUGUCGAGCCCUUCACUCAUUCCUACAACUAAUGCUUCUGUUUUUCAGAAAGCCAUGGCCAUCUACAAGAAACAGAGGCUUCAAAUGGGUGCUAUCCCAAUUGUCAAUGAUGGAAUGUUUGCAUUUACUUCAGCAUCCAAGGAGAAGGGGAAGGAGCAAAGUUCUGAUCAUGUUGUAGGCGAAGCAGAGGAACCAGUUUCGAUGCUUGAUUCGGAAAUGAUGCCAGAUUCAGUUCAGCAGAAAGCAGAAGCUGUUCCAAUCGCUACAUCUGUCGAGAAUGUGGAACAGCUAGCUUCAAUGCAAGGGGAGUUACCAUAUCAUUUGAAUAGCCUCUCUCCUGAGAAAUCAGAGCAGCCAAAUACUGUUUUUGGUCGAAUAAACAUAGAGGUGCCUGAGCCUAAACCAGUUUCGGAUGGUGAUAAGGCGGAAGAGAGGGAGUGUGAGCAGAUGAAUUCAGGGGAUGUAGUUGGAGGUUCUGUACGGUCGCUUGAUGGGGAAAAUUCAAAUGAUAUAAACAAAACUGAAGGUAAUAGUUCUGUAUACUGUGCCAAUGAAAGAGAGACUUUUGGUGAUGCAGUUAGUUGUCCUUUAAAUGAUUCUCCUAAAGAAUUAGAGAAUCAGAUUCCGGACCAAUUGAGUCGGCAUCCUUGCAUCUGUUCUAUAUCUGUCGAUGUUGUCAACCCGAUCCGAUCCCCCCUAGUGUUCGGAAAGGGGUACUCGAGACCCAUGAAUUUGCCUGCAAAUAGCAAGGUGCAGACGUAA